ACGUACACAUUUCAAACAGGAAAUCACCGGUCGCCAUUGAAAAGAAGCAUCUAGCGGAUUUAUUAUACGACUUCACAAUGCUUUCUAUGUUUAAGUCCAUCCCGACUCAUAUGGACUAUAAAGGGCAGAAACUCGCAGAGCAAAUCUUCCAAGGGGUAAUUCUGGUGUCAGCGGUCAUCGGCUUCAUCUAUGGCUUAUUAAUUCAGCAGUUUGGCUGGACCGUCUACAUAAUGUUAGCCGGAUUUGCAUUAUCCUGUUUGCUCACGCUUCCUCCCUGGCCAGUGUACAGGAGAAAUCCUCUCAGCUGGCAGCCUCCUCUUCCUGAGACAUCAGGAGAGAAUCGUGAAAAACCUCAGGAGAACCUCAAGAAAAAGAAACACAAGUGAUUUACAUGCAUUGUUAGUUCAGAUUUGGCACAGCAAACCCAUGUGGAUAUACAUCAGAAACAUACAACAUCUAUAUAAAAAUCCAUACAUUUUGUCUAUUUACUACUUGAAGAUUUUGAAUAUGUAUUAAAUACGUCUGCUCUGUGUUUGGUA
This is a messenger RNA of Triplophysa rosa, 539 nucleotides long. RefSeq names its product signal peptidase complex subunit 1 (gene spcs1). Gene Ontology annotation, cellular component: endoplasmic reticulum membrane; signal peptidase complex. Bases 78 to 386 code for a protein of 102 amino acids. NCBI's taxonomy places the organism in Eukaryota, Metazoa, Chordata, Actinopteri, Cypriniformes, Nemacheilidae. The record is from RefSeq and is a predicted model, not a curated record. Gene Ontology annotation, biological process: protein targeting to ER. The transcript has 4 exons.